This is a messenger RNA of Coregonus sp. 'balchen', 369 nucleotides long. Lineage: Eukaryota; Metazoa; Chordata; Actinopteri; Salmoniformes; Salmonidae. The record is from the annotation of a GenBank genome assembly.
AUGACAGCCUCUGACAGCAGCUUCAAGUACCGCGCACUCUUCGAGUACAAACGGGAGCAUGGUGAUGACAUCAGCCUCCAGCCAGGGGACGUCCUGACGGUCCUGAAGGACUCUCUGAAGGACUACCAGGAAGGGGAUGAACACCGCAGCCCCAAGGGAUGGCUGCACGGCACCAACGAGCGGACCAAAGAGAAGGGCGACUUCCCUGGGACGUUUGUGGAGUAUGCAGGGGUGUUGAGGCAGGGGCUGCCCGCCGCCAAGCCCUGGUCCAGACCCAUUCCCACGACCCCUGGGGGAACACAGAGCUGCGUGUGGCCCGGACCCCAGCCUCCAGGGGCCGCUGCAGCAGAAGGUAAGUGUUGGGACUGA